GAAGGGCAAGAGCCAUCUUUUCAGGAUCUUUGCCAGUUCGUUUCUACAGAGGCAAGAGUGGCACGAAGCCGAUAUGGACACCUCGUUUCAGAGGGCCUUAACCGCCCGAACGCCCAAGUUUCACUAAAUAGACAGGUUCAUCAUGGGGGCACAUCAUUCGCAAUACAGGUAGAAAGGACCCCUGCACCCAAGCUACUGUGUAUCCUCUGUAGGUCAGACCAUGCUACUGCUUCAUGUCAGAAGUUCGUUGGAUUGGAUGUGCGAGACAGAUGGAGCUGCGUCCACCGCCAUAGAGCAUGCUUUUUGUGCUUAGAGGUCGGACAUCGUAUCGAUCACUGCGUAUCGGGUAUAAAGUGUUCCAAAGCCCAUUGCAGUGGUAAACAUCACCCACUGCUACAUGUUGAACCGAUCGUAAAUCAAGUGGCAGAACAGGCGACAUGCGCUGCUACUAUACAUUAUGGAACGGCAGUUAUGCUAGGUGUGAUCCCCGUCAAGGUGCGGGCCCACGGUAAGGAAAUAGAAACUUAUGCCUUUCUGGAUAACGGCUCCGACGUUUCCUUGGUUACGAAGGAUCUAUUAAGCAGCUUAGGCCUAGAGGGCACGCCAUCGUCUAUGACCUUAACAACAAUCAAUGGUGCGAGUCAGGUUCAGGGCAACAUGUGCGAACUGGAAGUCGCAUCAAUGGAUGAAAAUGCAAUGAUAAAACUUGACAGAGUGUUCGCGUUGCCAUCCUUGCCAGUCAGUGCACCCUCACUAUCGAUAUCACAAGAGGCCCGUCGCUGGCCACAUCUCCAGGAAUUACCAUUCCGCGAACUUGAUGAUAAAAGGGUCACAAUGCUCAUAGGCUGCGAUGUUCCCGAAGCGCAUUGGGUCCUCGAUCAGCGUUUGGGUAGUCGCAAACAACCUUACGCAAUCAAGACAUUGCUCGGUUGGGUCUUGCUAGGGCCACUUCAUGGAAAUACGAAAAGAGGCACUGUCAACUACGCUCGAAUCAGCGAAGAGAGUAUCAAAGAUGACAUCAAAAGGCUAGAUGAAGCUGAGUUUAGGGAUACUGAAGAAAACGAACACUCAUUUUCUAUCGAAGAUCGUAAGGCAGUCGAGCUGGUUACUCAAAGCACCGUCUUAGAAAAGGAGCAGUACAUCAUUCCCCUGCCAUGGAAAGAUCCAGCAAAGGUAACGGAAAAUAAUUAUAUAGUCGCCAUAAAUCGGUUAUUCAGUCUGAAAUGGAGGUUAUCGCGUGACAAGAACCUUUUAGCACGAUAUGUGGAUGGGAUAAAUACGAUGUUAAAAAAUGGUUAUGCCCUUCCGGUACCCCUAGAGCAGCUAGCAGCCAACUAUCGACCGAGGUGGUAUCUUCCACAUCAUCCCGUAAAGAAACCGAAAAAGCCAGAUAAACUGAGAAUAGUUCUAGAUUGCACCGCAACCUUUGGAGGCUAUUCUUUGAACGAUAAGCUAUAUGAAGGACCUGAUACGAUUACCGAGCUUGUUGGUGUUCUGUUGCGCUUUCGAGAAAAGCCUAUUGCUGUAGUCGCGGACAUAGCUGAUAUAUUUAUGCAAGUGAAAGUGCCACUAGACGAUCGACGAGCAUUACUAUUUCUGUGGUGGAAAAAUGGUUUUCUAGACGAAGAGCCGCAGGAGUUUCAGAUGACAGCGCAUCCGUUUGAGGCAAAUUCAUCACACUUCUGCGCGAACUACGCGUUGAGAAAGGCAGUAGAGAACUUUGGUUGCUUAUAUCCGGAAACAGUGAGAGAGCCGGGCACGAGGGUUAUUCGGUGUAACAUGAUUCAGAAAAUCCUAGUCGGAUUUUGGGGGCCGGUGUAAGAUCAAUUCAAUUCCUAUCCUUGAAUCAAGUCAACCUGUCCCGGAUCAGCCUAGCAUUGUUGCAACACAAUUAUCCAUGCCCAACGUGUCUAUCCCACCUUGUUUAAUUAACUGUGUAUGUGUGUUUUUACUUCUAUCCUUUUAGUCAGACAGUUGAACUCAUGACCCAAUCAGAGUAUUUUGUGAACUGUUAUUUUGCUGACCCAUGUCUUAUUUGUACUAUUAUGUUGAGUUUAUCUUAUUUAUUGAUUGGUUAAGUAGCCAAUUAAAUUCUGUCUUUGUGCCUAUGCUUUGUUUAUCUCUUACUUGGGUU
This is a messenger RNA of Trichobilharzia szidati, 2134 nucleotides long. NCBI's taxonomy places the organism in Eukaryota, Metazoa, Platyhelminthes, Trematoda, Strigeidida, Schistosomatidae. The record is from the annotation of a GenBank genome assembly.